AUGACGGACCUAUGGGAACUUAUCGAUGUGACUGCAAUCGAGCAAGCUGCCAUUCGGGCUCUCAGCAAGGCCCGACUGAGGGAGCUAUUCCUCUGGAACAAUUUCUAUGUCUUCGAGUCAGAUCGAGAGUGGAGGGAGUGGCGUAAUGAAAACUAUUUCCGCCAGCUCGAAGAGCAAAACAAUCUGAGAAGACCAUUAGUUUACCGACACGACGACCCUGUAACACACUGCAUCGCGCUGGAUCGUGAAGACCGAUUGCAGUUCAUGCUGGAGUGCGGGUUACCACCGGAGUGCUGGACGAAGACUGGCUGGAGUCCACUCGGUGUGGCAGUUCAUUACAAAGCAGACAGGUGCUUCAAUCUGCUCUGCGCUGCACAGCCUGAAGACGAUAUUUUACGACAAGAUACCGGAAUCCUUCCUAGCGCUCCUAAUUGGCUCAUGACUUUCGUCGGGGAAAGAGCAUACACAUAUGGCUUUUCGAGGCUGCUUGAUCACUUUGACCAUUAUAACGAGACUCAACAACAUAGGAUAGAGCUUCCUCCUAUCAGCCCCCAGGCUGUCUACCAUGUGGUUAGGGUCUUUCCAGUCCCACUGAUUGAGCGUGCCGCUCAUGCAGGACUCAGGCUCGCUUUAGCGUCACAUCAAGCCACCCAAGAAGGAGCCUGGCACAUUGCACCCAUCCGCCCGGAUGCAAUGGACUUGAUAAAUGUCCUGUGCCGUGAGUGUGCUGCUGGCCUAAGCAGUUACGAUGCCUACAGUCGGACUCCCUUAUUCCAAGCUGUAGAGUCUGGGAAGCCGGAUGUCGUGAAAAUAUACAUUGGUCACGGUGUCGACGUGGGUCAUAUCGACGUGAGGGCAGACACAGCCCUCCACGUUGCGUGUAAACAGAGGCCAGUGAAUCUGCAAAUCCUGCAGCAGCUUCUUGGUCUUAUCGACCUCAAUUCCAGUGCUGGAAGCGCGCAGGGCACACCAUUGCAUACAUUGCUAUCGAGCACAUGGGAACAUACGUGGAACAGCAUUCCUUGGGCCUCAAUAACUAGCCCAAAUGGUAUUACCUACGGUCGAAAACGGAAGCGCGUUCGCCCAUUAUCAGCCGAGGAGAAAAUGAUCAUGGAUGUUGCUUGCGAGGCUUGUAGCAAGAUCCUGGAGCUUUAUCCCGACCAGCAAGCUGUUAACGGAGAUGGACAAACCGCUUUAAAGCUGGCUCGAGUACUUCGUCUCAGACGGCUAUCGAGCAGGAUUCUAGGGGCUGCUAGGAAAGCAGAGCGGCGAUGGGAUAGACGACUGAGACCUAGGAUAAGAUAUUGA
Molecule: messenger RNA, 1308 nt
Organism: Aspergillus pseudotamarii
Lineage: Eukaryota; Fungi; Ascomycota; Eurotiomycetes; Eurotiales; Aspergillaceae
Product: ankyrin repeat-containing domain protein
Exons: 1
Coding region: 1-1308 (435 amino acids)
Biological process (GO): protein localization to ciliary inversin compartment
Cellular component (GO): ciliary inversin compartment
Molecular function (GO): protein binding
Source: RefSeq, a predicted model, not a curated record